ACGCGCAGGGCAGCCCGAGGUCGUCCGGUGGGCGGCUCGGAGGCCCGUAGGAGUGAGGGUGGAGCGGCCCCUGUCAGCGCCUGGCUGGGGCCGCCUGGGCAGGGGACCUCGUAUGCAGGGACCCUCCGCAAUUUUAUGGACAUGCCGUCCUUGUAAGGUAAAAACUUCAAUGGGAGGCUUGCUCCUUUAAAGAAAGCCUCGUGGUAGAACAUCUGUGUGACCCAGUCAGUGGAAGGAUGAAAGCGCUACGCUGGAACACGCUGUGAAUGGAAGGGAGCUGUCAUUGUGAGCCUUGGCUUUUGAUUAGUCAUUCGAUGUCUUCCCCAGUGAGACAUGGCUGAGAUGAUCGACUUCAGUGGCUGAGAUACUCCUGUGGGCCUGCAGUUAAAUGACAGAAAUGCAGAUAGUACGGCACUCUGAACAGACACUCAGAACAGCUCUCAUCUCAAAGAACCCGAAGCUUGUAUCACAGUAUGAGAAAUUAGAUGUUAGGGAGCAGCGUUUAAUGAAUGAAGCCUUCCAGCCAGCCAGUGAACUCUUUGGACCCAUCACUUUGCAUUCCCGGUCAGAUUGGAUCACCUCCCACCCUGAGGCCCCCCAGGACUUCGAAGAGUUUUUCAGUGAUCCCUACCGAAAGACACCCUCUCCAGAGAGACGCAGCAUUUAUAUACAGUCCAUCGGCGCUCUGGGAAACACGAGAGUUAUCAGUGAAGAGUACAUUAAAUGGCUCAAGGGCUACUGUGAGGCAUUUUUCUAUGGCCUGACAGUGAAACUCCUGGACCCAGUUUCUGUUUCUGCGACCAGGUGUUCCUUCAGAGUCAACGAUCAUACACAAAACCUACAGAUCCAUGCCGGACAUAUCCUGAAAUUCUUAAAAAAGAAGAAACCCGAAGAUGCCUUCUGUGUUGUGGGGAUAACAAUGAUUGAUCUUUACCCAAGAGACUCGUGGAAUUUUGUCUUCGGACAGGCCUCUCUGACGGAUGGUGUGGGGAUCUUCAGCUUCGCCAGGUAUGGCAAGGAUUUCUAUACCUCACGCUAUGAAGGUAAAGUGAAGAAGCUCCAGAGGAAAUCUUCCGAUGACUAUUCCAUUUUUGAUAACUAUUAUAUUCCUGAAAUCACUAGUGUCUUACUGCUGCGGUCCUGUAAGACUUUAACCCAUGAGAUCGGACAUAUUUUUGGACUGCGGCACUGCCAGUGGCUUGCAUGCCUAAUGCAAGGCUCCAACCACUUGGAAGAAGCUGACCGGCGCCCUCUAAACCUUUGCCCUAUCUGUUUACGCAAAUUGCAGUGUGCUAUUGGCUUCAGUAUUGUAGAAAGAUACAAGGCGCUGGUGAGGUGGAUUGAUGAUGAAUCUGCAGACACACCAAGACCAACUCCAAAACAUAGUCGUGAGGAUAGUGUGAAUUUGCCCAAACCUGCGGAAGCCUUUAAGGAAUGGAAAGUGUGGAUAAUAAAAUGCCUUGCUGUUCUCCAAAAAUAAGAACCUUCAGAUAGAAGUAAUAAAAUAAAUACUUGCACUGUA
This is a messenger RNA of Chinchilla lanigera (long-tailed chinchilla), 1522 nucleotides long. RefSeq names its product archaelysin family metallopeptidase 2 (gene Amz2). Bases 389 to 1480 code for a protein of 363 amino acids. The transcript is spliced from 9 exons. Gene Ontology annotation, molecular function: metallopeptidase activity. Gene Ontology annotation, biological process: proteolysis. NCBI's taxonomy places the organism in Eukaryota, Metazoa, Chordata, Mammalia, Rodentia, Chinchillidae. The record is from RefSeq and is a predicted model, not a curated record.